GUUCAUCAGCCUCUGAGAUUCAGCAAAACCAGACGAUGGCAGUCCAUUUGAUUUUGUUGGGUCUGCUCUCCCUCUGUAGCCUUUCCUUCAGUCAAGAAUGUAAUCAAGCGCUCCAGGUGAACGUGGAUUUUCCUGGAACAGACAUAGCAUUUCAGUACUCUCCUGAUGUGCAGCACUGUCAGCUGCUGUGCACCCAGCACCCCUCCUGCCUCUUCUUCACUUUCGUCCGGGCUGAUUGGACCAGAGAUGGCCGGCACUUCUACUGCUACCUGAAGUCCACUCCCACUGGGCGGCCCAAUGUUCAGACUCCACUAGUGGGUGUCACCUCUGGCUAUUCUCUCAAACCCUGCAGCCAAGGCCAAGUAAAAGAACCAUGUCUGUCUGAGGUGUACCACGAUGUGGACUUUCCGGGUGCAGACUACAGAUUCCUGUUCACAGCUGACUAUGAGGAGUGCCAGAGAGUCUGCACUCAGGACCCCUCCUGUGAAUUCUUUACUUUUGCAAAUGGAAGUUUUUCAGUGGAGACAAUUAGGCACAAGUGUCACCUUAAGUUCAGCUGGACUAUACCAAGGACUCCUAUUGUAGAAAGAACGGCUGGUGUGACAUCUGGAUUCUCCCACAAUGCACAAAUGACGACUCAGAUCUAUGACGCAGUGUGUCAGAGCAAACUGUUUCCCGACACCGACAUCGCAGGACAAAACGUCCUGGUCGAACGAGCUGCCUCUCCUGAACAGUGUCAGGCUCUGUGCUCCGCUCAUCCAACCUGCACCUACUUCACUUUUGUCAGGAGUACUUUCAGUUGUAACUUGAAGAAAAACCCAGACAAAAUGGUGACCACAGCAAGAAAUGGAUACACAUCAGGCCUGCCAACACACUUCUGCCAGCCUGAUAACAACUGGCUGAAGGUGGCUCACGAAGGAGUAGAUUUCCGAGGUUCUGAUAUUCGCUUCGAGCUCAUGGAUAAUGCAGAAGAAUGUCAGAGGACCUGUACCGAUGAUCCGAACUGCCAGUUCUAUACCUAUGUCACCAAGAACUUCCGUGACAGGAAUUUUUGGCGUCGCUGCUAUGUGAAGCGUGUCAUCACCGUACCUUCUCUACCCAAAGUUACCAAACUGAACAACGUCGUGUCCGGAUUUACCCUGAAGAAGUGUCUCCUGAUUCCAAAAUCACAUGUUUAAAUAAAUUAUGAAGGAGAAACACAAAUAUAAUCCAGUCAAAGACAAAAGAUUCUACACUAAACAACUGCUGUGGUUGAGUUUGGUUACAUGUGGGAGUGGAAAUUCCCCAUUAAAACUGUUUAAUGUCA
Stegastes partitus (bicolor damselfish) is the source of this 1306-nucleotide messenger RNA. RefSeq names its product coagulation factor XI-like. Gene Ontology annotation, cellular component: extracellular region. Gene Ontology annotation, biological process: proteolysis. The transcript is spliced from 10 exons. Gene Ontology annotation, molecular function: protein binding. NCBI's taxonomy places the organism in Eukaryota, Metazoa, Chordata, Actinopteri, Pomacentridae. Bases 36 to 1178 code for a protein of 380 amino acids. The record is from RefSeq and is a predicted model, not a curated record.